AUGCCGCAGACUGGGGCUCCGCAGCGGUCGCUCCAUUCAAUGCCGGUGCUCAUCACGCGUACCGUGUGGCAUCGCGGCAACAAUGACAAGCUGCAGAGACAGCUUGACGCCCUCCAGAAGAAGUACGACAAGCUGGCGUCCUCUACGACCUCCACAGCAGCCCCAGCAGGCGUUGCUGGAGACGAGCCCAAGGAGGACGCCAAAGAAAAACAGCUUCGUGACAGUAUUAAAGACUUCGAGACCGCCAUCAAGGCUGUGGGCAAGCUCAGCGACGGUGGCGGCGCGGCCAAGGCCUCCCUGGAGACGCAGCUUCGGGAGGCCAGGAAGGCCCUCUCGGAGUGCAAGCCGGCGCUCACGCAGCACACCAACACGGGCCACAAGUUGGCACGCAUGGUGGCGAAGCGCAAGCAGCUCGGCGGGCAGCACGCCGCGGCGGAGACGCCGAGGAGCGAGGUCUCCCGAGGCGCCACGCCUCGCGGCAGCCCCACGAGCCGCGUGGCGACGCCGUGGGCCGGGGCGGGCCCUCGCCGCAGCUGCCCGGGCGCGCUGCAGGCCGCCGGCUGCGCGGCCGCGGCGCGGGCCGAGCACCUCAAGGUGGCGCUCCGCGGCCUCGGCGCGGCACAGGCAUCAGCGCCUGGCGACGAUGUGCCCCCGCAGCCGCUCGCCCCGCGCGGCCCCCGCAGCUACGAGGCGCCUGCUCAGCAGUUUCCCUCCCGCGCGCGCGCAGCUGGCGACAGGGCUCGACGCGUCAGCGCGGCCGCCCACCGCGAGUGGCCGCGCCGACGGCGGGGCCGGGCCGGCAGCGCCCCCCCUCACGGCCCGAGGCGACGCAGCAGCGUCGCCGGCCCCCGCCUCCCCGCGGCCGCCCACCAGGGAGGGCCGGAGGCCAGGGAACACAGGCGGAGGCUCCGAGGAGGUCGCGCCCCUGCUGCGCAGGCAGAGGCGGCGCCAGACGGCGCCCGCCGCAGGAACGCUGCGCCGUCGGGGCGCCAGCAAGGAGC
Messenger RNA from Prorocentrum cordatum, 1001 nucleotides. Lineage: Eukaryota; Dinophyceae; Prorocentrales; Prorocentraceae. The record is from the annotation of a GenBank genome assembly.